This is a messenger RNA of Dracunculus medinensis (Guinea worm), 627 nucleotides long. NCBI's taxonomy places the organism in Eukaryota, Metazoa, Nematoda, Chromadorea, Rhabditida, Dracunculidae. The record is from the annotation of a GenBank genome assembly.
AUUUCAGGCAUGAGAAGUGUCGCAGUCGUUAUUUUUAUAUUGCCAUUUGUAACACUUGAUGAAACACUUAAUCAAAAAUGUCGCAAAUUGCUUUUGUGCUCUAUCAAAAAAGAUUGUGUUAAUCUGCGUUAUCUUGUUGAGAAAUUUAACGGUGCUGUGAUUAACAAACGAUUAUAUUCGGAUCUCGAUUCAUCGAUCGAUUAUGGAUGUAUUUUUACUUCAGGAUGUUCCGAUGAAUGUAAUAAUUGUCCACUUUGCUUAACAAGUAAGGAACAACUUGUUGAUGUGCUAUCAGGGACAAGGCGGGCUCUAAAUGGUGAAUGCUCGACACUUGUAAAUUGUGCGACAGAUUGUGUCGCUCAGUCAAAUGCCAAUUUCACAACAAUAAAUUAUUGCCUGCGACAUUUAUGCGCUUUUCACUGUUUUGAUGGUAGUUGCAACAAAUGUAGUGCAUUUGUUACAAGAUUAUUUAAUCAAAUAUGUGUUAGUGCUGGCUUUAGACGAAUGGUAAAACAAUUCGACGGACAAUGUUAUGAACUAUUUAAGCAAAUAGUUUAUAGCAAAUUCAAAGAACAAUUUAAGAGAAAUGGUAAACAGCCAGCAAUCGGUGUUCACCAGCAUUCUUGA